Molecule: messenger RNA, 1095 nt
Organism: Alternaria arborescens
Lineage: Eukaryota; Fungi; Ascomycota; Dothideomycetes; Pleosporales; Pleosporaceae
Product: Mannose-1-phosphate guanyltransferase
Exons: 5
Coding region: 1-1095 (364 amino acids)
Biological process (GO): GDP-mannose biosynthetic process; cell wall mannoprotein biosynthetic process
Cellular component (GO): cytoplasm
Molecular function (GO): mannose-1-phosphate guanylyltransferase (GTP) activity; GTP binding
Source: RefSeq, a predicted model, not a curated record
AUGAAAGCCAUCAUUCUCGUCGGAGGGUUCGGUACCCGUCUGAGGCCUCUCACCCUCACCUAUCCCAAGCCGCUCGUCGAGUUCGCGAACAAGCCCAUGAUCCAGCACCAGAUCGAGGCCCUUGCCGAUGCUGGCGUCACAGAUGUUGUCCUCGCGGUCAACUACCGCCCGGAGAUCAUGGCCGAGGCGCUCAAGACCUACGAGAAGCAAUACGGCGUCACCAUCACAUUCUCCGUCGAGACCGAGCCCCUCGGCACCGCCGGUCCCCUCAAGCUCGCUGAGAACGUCCUCGGCAAGGACGACUCGCCCUUCUUCGUCCUCAACGCCGAUGUCACAUGCGACUACCCCUUCAAGCAGCUCGCCGAGUUCCACAAGCAGCACGGCGACGAGGGAACCAUUGUCGUCACAAAGGUCGAGGAGCCGUCCAAGUACGGUGUCGUAGUACACAAGCCUGGCCACGCCUCCAAGAUUGACCGUUUCGUCGAGAAGCCCGUCGAGUUCGUCGGCAACCGCAUCAACGCCGGUAUCUACAUUUUGAACACCAGCGUGCUCAAGCGCAUUGAGCUCCGCCCUACCUCGAUCGAGCAGGAGACUUUCCCUGCCAUUGUCAAGGACGGCCUGCUGCACUCGUUCGAUCUCGAGGGCUUCUGGAUGGACGUUGGACAGCCCAAGGACUUCUUGUCCGGCACCUGUCUCUACCUCUCAUCUCUGGCGCGCAGGAACGCCAAGCUGCUCACACCAGCCUCUGAGCCAUACGUCUACGGCGGCAACGUCCUGAUCGACCCCUCGGCCAAGAUUGGCAAGAACUGCCGCAUCGGUCCUAAUGUCACCAUUGGCCCAGAUGUUGUCAUUGGCGACGGUGUCCGUCUGCAACGCUGUGUGUUGCUCAAGAACAGCCGUGUCAAGGACCACGCCUGGGUCAAGUCGUCUAUUGUUGGCUGGAACAGCACCGUCGGCAAGUGGGCGCGUCUCGAGAACAUAACAGUUCUCGGCGACGACGUUACCAUUGGCGACGAGGUCUACGUCAACGGUGGUUCCGUCCUGCCCCACAAGUCCAUCAAGCAGAACGUUGACACUCCUUCGAUCAUCAUGUAA